GCUCAUAGACAAAAACGUUUGCGCGUUAUAUUUCUUUCGUUCGCUAUAAAAAGCAGCGAACACCUGAGCAAAUCAGCUGUUUUUGUUUAGAGUUGUAAAAUGUUGCUUCUGCAUCAAACAAGCCAAAUUAUAAGUUAAUAGUAUUUUGUACAAUUAUUCAUGGAAUGAUAUAAUAAGUGAGUUAUAUUGGUAGUUUACUCGAACACAACAUGCCAUUUUACAACAACAGCAUUAGACGUAUUUUGGACAAGUGGCCUGGUAAGCAGCGAUUUGGUAUCUACAGAUUUCUGCCUUUAUUUUUUGUUCUCGGAGCUGCUUUGGAGUUUUCCAUGAUUAACUGGACCGUUGGAGAAACGAAUUUUUACCACACAUUUAAAAAACGUCAAGCAAAGAAUUUUGUUGAAGAAAAAUUGCAUAUUUCGCAAGGAGAAGUACAAACACCAGCCAAAGAGGCAGCAUAAUCGCAAGCGAAUUGAAACAUUCUCUUAA
Messenger RNA from Ceratitis capitata (Mediterranean fruit fly), 489 nucleotides. It is a transcript of the gene sloth1, whose product is annotated as small integral membrane protein 4. The coding region runs from base 210 to 461 and encodes 83 amino acids. The record is from RefSeq and is a predicted model, not a curated record. NCBI's taxonomy places the organism in Eukaryota, Metazoa, Arthropoda, Insecta, Diptera, Tephritidae. The transcript has 3 exons.